This is a messenger RNA of Neohortaea acidophila, 417 nucleotides long. RefSeq lists its product as uncharacterized. Bases 1 to 417 code for a protein of 138 amino acids. The record is from RefSeq and is a predicted model, not a curated record. NCBI's taxonomy places the organism in Eukaryota, Fungi, Ascomycota, Dothideomycetes, Mycosphaerellales, Teratosphaeriaceae. The transcript has a single exon.
AUGCAUUCCUUCAUUCCUGCAUUCAUCGCUCUUCUCAGCCUUUCCCCGAGCCUCAGCUCAGCUGCGCCGGGCCAUCGUCCUCCUCAUCACGGCGGCGGCGGUAAGAAAAGUCCUUCCUGCCUCACAGAUGCCGAAGCGCUCGACAUCUCCACCCGCUGGCUCUCCAUCUUCUCCAGCAACAACAACAUCACCAGCAUCGCCCAACUCGGCAAGAUUGUGGCCAAGAACAUCACCAGCGCAGACGACACCUUUGGCCCGCCUACGCAAGGCAUCGACUCGCUUUACGCCGACAUUUCUCCCAGCGGCCCCAACCCCGUCAACAACGUCCUCCAGACUCCGCUGUUUUUGCUGCAUUCCUGCAAUCAGAUUGGGCUGAGAUGGCAGUAUACUGGCACGACUACUGGUUAUGACUCGUGA